UGAACGCGCCUGCGCAAUGGGUACCGGGUCCAAUCUUUCUCAGUCCGAACGUUAUUGUGCUUUUUGUUUCGGAAUAGGAGGCUCGGGGGCAAAGACUUUUUCCCUUUCUUUCCUUCCCAUAGCUUUCCCAACUAUGGACCCUAAAAACUGCUGCUUCUGCGGAGCUACACAGUUACUGCCUCAGCUCUAGGAUGUGCGCUUCUUCAUUUAAAAACCCUUCGGACGGACCGAGGCAGUUAAACAGUGGAAUGGAAGGCAAGUGCUGUGGUCAUCCCAUGUUCUGCUCCUUGUCAACAAUGUAUACAUUCCUGCUUGCCACCAUAUUCAUUGUUUUAAGCUCAUGUCGAAUCCUACUGGUAAAAUAUUCAGCCAAUGAAGAAAACAAGUAUGAUUAUCUUCCAACUACUGUGAAUGUGUGCUCGGAAUUGGUGAAGCUAGUUUUCUGUGUGCUUGUGUCAUUCUGGGUUGUAAAGAAAGAAGAUCAUCAGAGUAGAAACUUGAGAUGUGCUUCCUGGAAGGAGUUCUCUAAUUUCAUGAAGUGGUCCAUUCCUGCCUUUCUUUAUUUCCUGGAUAAUUUGAUCGUCUUCUAUGUUAUUUCCUACCUACAGCCUGCCAUGGCUGUUAUCUUCUCAAAUUUUAGCAUUAUAACAACAGCUCUUCUAUUCAGGAUAGUGCUGAAGAGGUAUCUAAACUGGAUACAAUGGGCUUCCCUCCUGAUUCUGUUCUUGUCUAUUGUGGCCCUCACUGCUGGGACUGAAACUUCACAGCAUAACCUGGCAGGACAUGGAUUUCAUCACGAUGCCUUCUUCAGCCCAUCCAAUGCCUGCCUCAUUUUCAGAAAUGAGUGCCCCAGAAAAGGCAAUUGCACGGCAAAGGCAUGGACUUUUCCUGAAGCAAAGUGGAACACCACAGCCAUGGUUUUCAGUCACAUCCAUCUCGGUUUGGGUCAUGUGCUUAUUAUAGUCCAAUGUUUUAUUUCUUCAAUGGCCAAUAUCUAUAAUGAAAAGAUACUAAAGGAAGGGAACCAGCUCGCUGAAAGCAUCUUCAUACAAAACAGCAAACUCUAUUUCUUUGGCAUUCUUUUUAAUGGACUGACACUGGGCCUGCAGAGCAGUAACCGUGAUCAGAUUAGGAACUGCGGGGUCUUCUAUGGCCACAAUGCGUUUUCAGUCGCUCUUAUUUUUGUGACUGCAUUCCAGGGCCUCUCGGUGGCUUUUAUUCUCAAGUUCCUGGACAACAUGUUCCAUGUCUUGAUGGCCCAGGUCACCACUGUCAUCAUCACAACAGUAUCAGUCCUGGUCUUUGACUUCAGGCCCUCCCUGCAGUUUUUCUUAGAAGCGCCCUCAGUUCUUCUCUCCAUAUUUAUUUACAAAGCCAGCAAGUCUCCAGGUCUGGAGUGCGCACCUAGGCAAGAAAGAGUCCGAGAUCUCAGCGGCAGCCUCUGGGAGCGCUCCAGUGGGGAUGGAGAAGAACUGGAAAGACUUACCAAACCAAAAAGUGAUAUUGAGUCAGAUGAAGAUACUUUCUAAUUGGUACCCCAAUGAUUGGCAGCUCUCAGAAACCUUAUUUUCACAUCUUCAGCAUGUGUAAUAUUUAUCUCUUCACUUUGAUAAACAAGAACAUUUCUAAAGCAUAAUACUCUUUUGCAUAUAUCUAACCACUCCCGAAACAGUUCCAUCCAAGGCUUAGAGUACCCAAAGGCUAAAGCAUUCUAAGGAACUGACACGGGAGUAAGAGUAUGGAGACUGGGGCGCCUGGGUGGCACAGCGGUUAAGCAUCUGCCUUCGGCUCAGGGCGUGAUCCCGGCGUUGUGGGAGAGCCCCACAUCAGGCUCCUCUGCUAUGAGCCUGCUUCUUCCUCUCCCAC
Molecule: messenger RNA, 1866 nt
Organism: Ailuropoda melanoleuca (giant panda)
Lineage: Eukaryota; Metazoa; Chordata; Mammalia; Carnivora; Ursidae
Gene: SLC35A5
Product: solute carrier family 35 member A5
Exons: 7
Coding region: 192-1529 (445 amino acids)
Biological process (GO): pyrimidine nucleotide-sugar transmembrane transport
Cellular component (GO): Golgi membrane
Molecular function (GO): pyrimidine nucleotide-sugar transmembrane transporter activity
Source: RefSeq, a predicted model, not a curated record